Molecule: messenger RNA, 1206 nt
Organism: Lingula anatina
Lineage: Eukaryota; Metazoa; Brachiopoda; Lingulata; Lingulida; Lingulidae
Biological process (GO): proteasome-mediated ubiquitin-dependent protein catabolic process; protein polyubiquitination
Molecular function (GO): protein binding; ubiquitin protein ligase activity
Source: RefSeq, a predicted model, not a curated record
AUGGUNGGACAGGCGAUAGUACAGUCAAAACUUCCUACCACUGAAGAGGAAACAAUUCCAAAAUCAGCAAUCCAUUUUUCUGGACGUGAAUCCGGGUUAGAAGAGGUGAUAAAACAGUCAAAUUCUCCAAUCGCUGAAGAGGAAACAAUUCCUAAAUCACCAACGCACUCUCCCGGACAUGAAGCCAUGUUAGGACAGGUGUUAGGACAGUCAAACCCUCCAAUCGCUGAAGAGGAAACAAUUCCAAAAUCAGCAGCACACUCUCCCGGGCGUGAAGCCGUGUUAGGACAGGCGAUAGUACAUUUACAGCGUCUUAGGCCUCCUAGAUUAGGUGUAAUGAACUUUUUACAUACUCUGCUGAAUCCAAAAUCAACAUCACCUUCUCCUCUAUUUUUAGAGAAGGCAAAAUGUGUGCAUUCCUUCAAAGCAAGGAUGAAAGAUGACAAAAGUGACACGUUGAUAACUGGGCUGGCCAUAUCUAAGCAACACGUGAUUACUGUGCAUGGAAAAAAUUAUGUUAGUAAAGAAGGUAAUAACAAAACAAAAGUAUUCACACAUGCAGGAGAAUUCAAAUUUGACAUAACACUAAAUCAUGCAUUUGAUGUGGCUGUGUCACAGACUGGUCACCUGUUCAUAACAUCACGGGGUGACAAAUGUGUAGAAGUUUACUCCACUAGAGGUCAGCAUGUGACAACCAUGGGUCGCGGUAAACUCGAGGGUCCACGUGGUAUCACAAUCAACAGACAAGGCCAUGUGAUGGUGUGUGACAAAACAAAAGAAUCCGUCUUCACAUUCCAUGCAGAUAGUGGACAUAUCCUGAACAUUAUUCCAUUGAAUGUUCAGCACCCCCUGUACAUAACAGUGAACAGGGUGGAUGAUAAUAUUGUGAUAUCAGACUAUGGCAGUGACUGUGUACGUGUGCUGUCACCUACUGGUGGUCAGCUGUACCAGUAUGGCACACGAGGCAGUGGUGAUGGUCAGAUGUGUGGACCAGGUGGAGUGUGCACUGACAGCUAUGGUCACAUCUUCAUUGCUGACUAUUGGAACCGUAGGGUAGUGGCACUGAGUCCACAAGGACAGUUGAUCAGAUACAUUGCCACUGCCGAGGAUGGGUUGGAGCAUCCCACAGCAUUAGUUGUUAACCCUGCUGGGCAGCUGGUGGUAGCAAGUGGGGGCAAAGUUACGACUUUUCAGUACUUACAAUAA